AUGGAACGAUGUACACAAAUCAGAAUACGGUCAAAUAAAGAAAACCUCAAAGCAAGGAUAUCGGGUCCACCAGAGUUCGAUCUGGUCAGCUGUCAGUUCGCACUUCACUACUCCUUCAUCGACGAGGAGUCAGCACGUACCUUCUUACGGAACGCUACAGAAACUUUACGGCCAGGCGGUUUAUUAAUAGGAACAUUACCAGAUGCGGAAAGGAUUGUGUAG
Messenger RNA from Cooperia oncophora, 222 nucleotides. The record is from the annotation of a GenBank genome assembly. NCBI's taxonomy places the organism in Eukaryota, Metazoa, Nematoda, Chromadorea, Rhabditida, Trichostrongylidae.